AUGUCUAUACCACUAUUACUAUUCGUCAUUCUCGGUAGAGCGUUGGGCGACGGCCUCGAAUACAACUUGAAUUUACAUUUGCCAAGCCACCGACCAGAAUGGGCCGAAAAGCUCUCUCCUCAUCUUGCGGCUUUCAGCAUAGAGAUGGACCGUUGGCCAGACUGGGCCGGGCAAGAAGUCGGCAAGCCAAACAAGUACUUGAACCAACUUCUCUCCAAUCUAGGAGAGCGUACUGGGCACAUGCCCUUCCUCCGAGUAGGAGCCAACUCGCAAGACAGAGCCACCGUAGAUCUAAACCUUGAGGUCAUGAACAAAACCUUCCCGGAACCGACCGAGACCGUCCCCAACCCAGAGGCCGACCGCAUCUUCAUCGGCCGAGACUUCUACGCCUUAUCCGGGAACCUGCCAGCGGGAACGCCCUUCAUGUGGGGUCUUAACCUCAAGUCCUUGAACAAGACUGAGACGGUCGCUCAAGCCCGGCUGCUAGCCCAGACUUUCCAAGGAGACCGGGCUAACUUGACCAAGGAUGUGCAGCUUGUCAACGUCGAAUUAGGCAACGAGCCUGACUUUUAUGGCUUGACCCGAACAGGACACAAUGGACCCUACGGGAUUGAGUGGGAUGUUGCCAACUACACAAAUACUUGGAUACAGUACGCCGAGGCAGUGGGAAAAGAGAUCGAGUUUGGCAUCUCGGGCUCAGAUAGACCUACGUUGUCCCCUGGAGCCUUCACUGGAUUCAACUCACCAGAAUGGACGCCAGCAGGAUCCUUGCAGCUGGGAAUACUGGAAACCCCGACCAUUCGAAAUGUGACGACACAAUUCACGGAGCAUGCCUACUCUGGGGGCUUUGACCCACGUCGCGUUGCCAAUCCUGGCGAUCUCAUGAAUAAGAUAUUUGUACGCAACAACAUGACUUCGAAGAUGGUUGGUAUCCAAGCGGUGAGAUCUGUGGGUUUAGAUUAUGUCUUGGCCGAGACCAACUCUUAUGCCAACCAUGGCCAGCCGGGGCUGAGCAACACCGUCGAGAGUGCACUCUGGGCCACUGACUGGCUCUUACUCGGCGCCUCUUUCGGGAUACAAAGACUUCAUUUCCAUCACGGGGUAGGCUUCAGAUACAACACGAUACAGCCGACAAGUAACUCUGAUGACGGUCUCAAUAUCACUCGGCCCCAUGUUCUCCCAUCGUAUCACGCCCUCUUGAUCGUCAACGAAGCCAUUGGGAAGUCUGGCGAAGCGUAUGUUGCCGAGAUACCUACCAGUAAUAUUACUCUUACGGCGUACGGUAUAUGGGAACAAAAGCGACUUGCAAGGAUUAUUGUAUUGAACACUCAGGUUUAUCUUGGCGACCAAGAGAAGCCGAGCAUCACCGUCAAUCUGAAGGGUCUUGGCUCAGAUUUAUCAGCUUCUGUAAAGAUCUUGCUCUCAGAAAAAACGACUGCCUACACUGGAUUGACGUGGGCAGGACAAAGUUUCGAGACUGCUUCUGGGGAGCCAGAAGGCGACAUUAGAGAAGAUGAAGUUCUGGACGACUUGUUCAGCCUACCGGCGUCUUCGAUCGCUCUCUUGACAGUCCAAUAG
Molecule: messenger RNA, 1578 nt
Organism: Colletotrichum godetiae
Lineage: Eukaryota; Fungi; Ascomycota; Sordariomycetes; Glomerellales; Glomerellaceae
Exons: 4
Coding region: 1-1578 (525 amino acids)
Source: RefSeq, a predicted model, not a curated record